AUGAGACUGGGAUGCGCGCGCAUCAACGACUCAUCAAUUGCGGGAGUAAAAGAAAUAGAAAAAGAAGAAUCAGUUGACCUUUCAACUUUACGUGAUCCUCAGCAUGACCGUGAACGUGUCAAAAAAUCUGAUUGGUUAAUCGUAUUAGGAGUAUGUACACAUUUAGGAUGUGUACCAAUCGCAAACGCUGGAGAUUUUGGUGGAUAUUACUGUCCAUGUCAUGGAUCACAUUAUGACGCUAGUGGAAGAAUAAGGAAAGGACCUGCACCAUUAAAUUUGGAAGUACCAAAUUAUGAAUUCCAAGAUGAUUUAGUCAUAGUUGGUUAA
Molecule: messenger RNA, 327 nt
Organism: Cotesia congregata
Lineage: Eukaryota; Metazoa; Arthropoda; Insecta; Hymenoptera; Braconidae
Source: the annotation of a GenBank genome assembly